Cladophialophora yegresii CBS 114405 is the source of this 1494-nucleotide messenger RNA. RefSeq lists its product as uncharacterized. NCBI's taxonomy places the organism in Eukaryota, Fungi, Ascomycota, Eurotiomycetes, Chaetothyriales, Herpotrichiellaceae. The coding region runs from base 1 to 1494 and encodes 497 amino acids. Gene Ontology annotation, cellular component: proteasome regulatory particle, lid subcomplex; nuclear proteasome complex; cytoplasm. The record is from RefSeq and is a predicted model, not a curated record. The transcript has 4 exons.
AUGUCGGACGGCGCACUCUUCAAGCCGGAGAAGGACUUCAGCAAGGAAGCGGACAAGGUCCUUCCAGAAGCAGAGUCAAUAGCGAAGAAAGAUAUCCAGAAGGGUAUUGACCGAAUCCUGUCGCUGGAGAAACAGGCCAGACAGUCAUCAGACCUUGCCACCACAUCGAGAUGCUUAAUCACAAUCGUCACCCUGUGUAAAGAGGCUGGCGAUUGGAGCUUAUUGAACGAGCAAGUCCUGCUGCUGUCGAAGAAACAUGGCCAGCUUAAACAAGCCAUCACAAACAUGGUGCAGGCGGUCAUGGGUUUCCUAGAUGAUACACCAAACCUGGAGACGAAGCUUAGCGUCAUCGAGGCGCUUAGGACGGUAACUGAGGGCAAGAUCUUCGUCGAGGUCGAGCGAGCUAGAAUCACGCGGAUACUAUCCAACAUCAAGAAAGAGCAAGGCGACAUCAAGUCAGCAUGCGACAUCCUGUGCGAACUGCAGGUCGAGACAUUUGGGUCGAUGACCAGAAGAGAGAAGACAGAGUUCAUUCUGGAACAGGUGGCGUUGUGCAUCCGAAACGGUGAUUGGACUCAGGCGUCAAUCCUCAGCAGGAAGAUCAGCACCCGAUAUUUCGCUCGAAAACCCAGGAAGACGCCCGAACAGAUUGAAAAGGAGAGAAAGGAACAAGAGGAGAAAGACAAGAAGAGGUCCGCGGGCGAGCCCGAGCCGGAAAAGGAAGACGACGUGACAGACCUCAAGCUGCGGUAUUACGAACAACAGAUCACCCUGGCCAAGCACGAAGACAAAUACCUUGAAGUGUGCAAGCACUACCGGCAAGUCCUCGACACCGAGUCUGUCGAGAACAAUCCCGACCAGCUCCGCGCCGUGCUUCAACGAGUCAUAUACUUUGUUCUCCUCGCCCCAUACGACAAUGAACAAUCUGACCUACUACACCGCAUCAACCAAGACGCUCGCAACUCUCAAGUGCCACGAGAUACCGCGCUCCUGAAGCAGUUCACAAUCCCGGAGCUUAUGCGCUGGCCCAUAAUCGAGCAACAGUACGGUGAGCACCUCUGCUCUACAGACAUCUUCUCCAAGACUGCCGACUCGACCGAUCCGAAGGCACACACCCGCUACGAAGGCCUUCGACAACGUGUCAUAGAACACAACGUGCGGGUCGUGGCCAAGUACUAUACCCGGAUAACGUUCCCUCGCCUUACUGAGCUUCUGGACCUUUCAGACGAAGAGACCGAAAAGUACAUCUGCGACCUGGUUACCAAGAAGACUGUCUACGCACGAAUCGACAGACCAGCACGAGUGGUGAGCUUUGAAGUCAAGCGCGGACCAGAUGAGGUGUUGGAUGAGUGGGGCAACAGUAUGAAGGGCCUACUUGGUCUUCUGGAGCGAGUGGGGCACUUGAUGCAGCGGGAAGAGAUGAUGGCGAGAAUCAGUGGAAAGAUCGAUGGCAAGGAUUCCACGGUCAAGCAGAAGAAGGCCAUCAAGCGCUAG